AUGGCGACCGAAGUGCCGUUCACCGCCGACGCCGUACGCAGUAUAGAGCUAAUUCCUUGUGCACAUGCGCCCACCAAACCACCAGCUCACGUCUACGACAAGAUCAUUACCGUCGCGGUCGGACCGGACAAUGCCAAGAAGAAGUUCAAGAUCUAUCGCGGGCUCCUGUGUCACUUCUCCAGCUACUUCGAUCGCAUGCUCAACGGUUCUUUCCGGGAAGGUGGCUCAACGUACCUUCGACUAAAGGAUACCGACGCCGACACCUUCGACGUGUUCUUCUAUUGGCUCAAUUCUGGUGUUGUAGGUUUGGCGGACAGCGGAGGCCUUCUGGACUGGGGGAAGGUAAUGAAGGCCUACGUGUUCUCCGACUUUCAUCAGGCGCCUAUCUUCAAGAAUGCUGUCUUGGAAUCUCUAUACACUCGUUGGCUGUCAGAGAAUGUGGUCGCUGUCGAUGUUACAGAAUUCUUGUACACCAACACAUCUGAAGGGGACAGUAUGAGGAAGCUUAUUGUCGAUAUAAUGGUGGCAUCGGGCAACUUCAGGGAAGGUAAAAGACAUCAUCUCUUCGAUUGCCACAAAGAGUUCCUCAUAGAUAUCAUUAACUUUAUCAACAACAUCUACACCUCCUUCAAGGAAACCAACUCCAACACUAUUAUGAUGAGCCACCCAUUAGCAUGGUGCGCACACCCGUGGACCGCGCCUACCAUCACCAACAAGUACGACACAGUCACGAUCAACGUCGGCUCCGGCAGAAAUAUCCAGCAGUAUGAUCUACAUGUCGAAGCACUCAGAGCGCGCUCGCGACACUUCCAUGAGGCCCUUUCAGCCUCCUCAAACGAGGAGCGCACAGCGAUCCACCUCGCGUGCUCUACGCCAAUGCGAUUCGACGUCUUCGCCAACUGGCUUUACAAAGGCAGCUUAGACUCCAGCAAUGACACCGAUUUGAGAUACCUCUUCUUAUGCGAACUACACGUAUCUGCCGACACCUUCGAUAUCCCGCUUCUGCGCAACAAGAUUGUGGAUGUGUUCUUCAACAAGCUUUUGAGCGACGCCCAGCCACUGCCCUACGAAAUCAUGAAGUACAUCGAGGAGCAUCUGAGGGACUCUGCUUUGAGGACCAUGAUGCAAGACAUCAUGCUGAACUGCGGUGAGACGGAGGACAUGGCCGAGUGGAAGGUCAACCUUGCGAAGGGCUUCAGGAUGGAAGGUGGUAGAAACAAAGACGUCGCUGAGACAAUUGACAGGGGUUCAGAUGUGAGAGAGUACUUGGUCGCGUUGAGGGGUAAGGUAUGCGAGAAAUAUCACGAGCAUGUGGAGAGAGAUGAGAUGGUCGUGGAACGUGAGGAGAUGUGGUUCUUCGACCCACCUCUGGAAUAG
Molecule: messenger RNA, 1377 nt
Organism: Alternaria triticimaculans
Lineage: Eukaryota; Fungi; Ascomycota; Dothideomycetes; Pleosporales; Pleosporaceae
Exons: 3
Coding region: 1-1377 (458 amino acids)
Molecular function (GO): protein binding
Source: RefSeq, a predicted model, not a curated record